Molecule: messenger RNA, 579 nt
Organism: Penicillium bovifimosum
Lineage: Eukaryota; Fungi; Ascomycota; Eurotiomycetes; Eurotiales; Aspergillaceae
Exons: 3
Coding region: 1-579 (192 amino acids)
Source: RefSeq, a predicted model, not a curated record
AUGACCGUCGAAGGGAUCCACGAUAGGGACCGAACGCAGCUCACAGCCGGGGGAACUAGAACCGGGCACCGACGUGUCCUGCCGCUUCCAGACGCUGAGGACGAGGCAUCACCAAACGCGGCCGCAGUAAUCCUUCUCCAACAGUGUCCCAACUGCCACCUUGCGCACUCCCACCUUGAGUGGAUACUGAACUGGGUGCACUUCAUAUGCCAGUUCGACACUACGAAGUUCACUGUCUUUACAGAUGGCGCUCGACCGAACAGCAAGUAUAGUCUGAUGGGGGAGAAGGAAACACGUCAAGUUUCCACUGACUGGGCACUGGUUGCAAUCAAUCCUUCGCGCCUUCAAACCCAGCAGCACGGGGAUUGCGUUUCUGGUAAUAUGCCUUUCCCUUAUGGAAACAACAUUCAGUUUUCUGGAGCGUUCGACCGGCCAAUCACAGAACCUUUCUUCAGCCUUGAGCUCCAAAAGUCCGACCGCUCUAGUCAAAUCACAUUCGGGACCUGCAGUGAGCUAGAAUGUGUUAUGUUCACCCAGGUCCGAGGCGACGACGGGCAGAUUGCGAUUGUUCCCACAUGA